Molecule: messenger RNA, 783 nt
Organism: Falco peregrinus (peregrine falcon)
Lineage: Eukaryota; Metazoa; Chordata; Aves; Falconiformes; Falconidae
Gene: CKLF
Product: chemokine like factor
Exons: 4
Coding region: 65-490 (141 amino acids)
Cellular component (GO): membrane
Source: RefSeq, a predicted model, not a curated record
GGCCCGGGCCCUCACUUCCGCCGCACUUCCGCUUCACUUCCGGCGCCGGGGGAGGCCGGGCGCCAUGGCGGUGGCGAUGGACGGCGCCUUUCCGCGCUCCCCGCGGGGCGCCCUGAAGCUGGCCCGCGCGCUGCUGGCGGCCGUGGCCUUCUGCUGCUUCGUGGGCUCCCGCUCGCCCGGCGCCUACGGCGCGCUGGCCCUGGCCGAGGCGGUCAUCGCGGCGCUCUUCUUCCUGCUGUACUGGCUGCGGCUGGACCGGCGGCUGGGCGGGCUGCGCUGGGCACUGGCUGACGUUUUCAACUCGGUGGUUGCCGCCUUGUUCCUCCUCGUCGUGUGCUUGUUUGCAGUGAUCAUCAAGAGCAACAAUGGGACGCUGGCUGGAGGAGUGUUUGGUCUUGUAUUGUUUGUUCUCUGUGUUGUCGACGCAGUUGUUGUUUUCCAGAAGAUUAGCCUUGAUGGAACAAGAGGAAGGAAUACUCCUGCCAAAUAAGAUUACCAUUUUGGUAAAAGAGCGAUUUCUCUGCUGAUGACUGCUUUACUCAUUUUUAUUAAAGAAUUUGUAUUUUCAUGGGUUCACUUUAGUUUCCCUGGGCAUUUAUGUACUGUUUCACAAGUACUGGUCCUAACUUCUCUUACAGUAAUAAAUGUAGUUUCAGUGUUGAAAUUUCACUAGUACAAGCUUCACAGAAAAUGGUCCUGUUUUUUGAAACUUGAUUGAAUUUUUACCUGUAUGAAAACUAAUUUCUCGAUUGUUCUCUGUAAUAAAAAGAAAAUGCGAAUGGG